This is a messenger RNA of Penicillium riverlandense, 318 nucleotides long. RefSeq lists its product as uncharacterized. NCBI's taxonomy places the organism in Eukaryota, Fungi, Ascomycota, Eurotiomycetes, Eurotiales, Aspergillaceae. The coding region runs from base 1 to 318 and encodes 105 amino acids. The record is from RefSeq and is a predicted model, not a curated record. The transcript is spliced from 2 exons.
AUGGGCCUCAUUAAGACUGGUCUUGCUCUGGCUGGUGGCUACGGCCUGAUCAAAGCCGCCUCAAAAGCUGCAAAUGAAUACCAAGACAAAAAGGACAAGGGCCACAGCCAAACCCAAACCCAAUCCUAUCCCCACCAGCAAUAUGGCCCCGGUCAAAAUCAACAAGUGGGUUACAUCUACCCAACGCAGAUGGACAAUGCCUAUUCUCAGUCGCAAUCCCGCGCCGUUGAGCCCCAAAUGAAGAAUGGAGAGGGUGCACCGCCCCCAUACUAUCAGCAUGGGUCGGCCCAAGGAUAUCAUUCUAGAACAGUGAACUAG